UUUCAAUUUUUUUAAACCGUAAAAAAUUUGUACGAUUUCAGCAAUGGUCAGAGAAUUGACUCGUCUUGAUAAGCAGCACAUAUCGGUGGAACAAAUGAAAAUGUCUGUAGAUCAGAUAUUGGAAUGCAAUAUCCGAAAUAUGCAUGCUCCUCCAUCACCGUUGGUAGAGAACUACUUGCGGGAAGCGGGUUUUUGGCACGUGGCAACGGUUGGCUGGGGAUGCAAGGUGGACCCGAACUAAUUAGUGCGUUGAUCGAGAGGUGGAGACCCGAGACACACAUAUUCCAUCUUCCAUGUGGAGAAUGCACUAUCACUUUGGAAGAUGUCAGUCUGCAAUUGGGAUUGUCGGUGGACGGGUACCCAGUCACCUGGUCUGCCCAAUCUAGCGAUUGGGGAGCGAUGUGCUACGAGCUUUUAGGCGUUAUUCCGGAGAAAAUGGACGGAGGUAAGAUCGAGAUGGGCUGGUUACGAGACACAUUCUCGGAUCCGGAUGAAGAUUCAACCAAAAUAGAAAGAAUCCGAUAUGCUUGGGCAUACAUUCUUAAGUUAAUUGGAGGUUAUCUGAUGCCGAACUCGUCACAGAGCCGCGUACAUCUAAGACGGCUGUUGAAACUCGUUGAUUUUAGAGCAGCUAGUGAAUUGAGUUGGGGGACUGCCGUCUUGGUAACGUUAUAUCGGGAGAUGUGCUGGGCGACGCGACCGAGGAAAGCAAAAAUCAAAGGUUGCCUGUCACUAAUGCAGUCAUGGGCACAGUUUCGCUCUCCAUUUCUACGUCCUCGAGUGGACCAGCCAUAUACAUUCCCACUCAUAACGAGGUGGAACCAUCCGGCAAGUCAUGCUCGAUUACCUACCUCUCUUGAAGACGGCUUCUAUUAGACCAAAAGUUGGAAGCACAUUUUCAAUGGACACCAUACGAUGAGCCGGUAAUUCGGGCAGUAAUUCCAGAUGAGUUCUUACAAAAUCCAAACGCUUGGCACGCGAAAGUCGCGUUGAUCAACUACGUGACCGUGAGAUGCACCAGUCAGACAGGGUAUUACGGCAAUUUGGAUGUAGACAACCGAUUCCCGUGGAACCUGAGGUGUUUGACGAUCAGCACAAAAUCGACAUUUGGCUAUUGAAUACGGAUUGGCCAAGAUUCUGGUCCGAGUACAUCCAAAUGUGGGAAGAUCGGUAUGAUUAUAUACCUACUAGGGAACCAAUCAUCGUUCCGGAGUUAGUGUGCGUGCCGAAAUACAUAUCAUGGUUUAGGAUCCAUGGCAAGUCGUAUUUACUGUCGCCAGAGGAGAGGCAGCGGAAAUUACGUGUCCAAAGGGAAAGACGCAGGCCUUUAAAUCCAAUACGACAGGACGACGACACUGGCCCCUCAAUGAGGCUCAGACAUUCACCUGGCCCAUCAUCAGCGGCUAUUCAAUCACCAGGCCCAACGAUAGCACCGACACAGUCACCCGAGCCAGCAGUUCAACCGAUGAUACCCACGCAACCGCCUUUUCAGAUGAUGCCAGGUGCAUUUCCUAGCCCUUUUAUGUAUCCUAACCCUUAUAUAUUUCCUUUUUCGAGUUCUAUGGCAGGUUGGAGCCAAUGGCCCGGUUCAGCUCCAUUUCCUGUUACGCCGAGUGGACCGCUGAUGUAUAGGCUAGCAACGCACGAGGGAUCGCCAGAGGGGCCGUCGGGAAGCUCAUCUUUUUACCAAUCCCCACCACUGUAUGGGUUUCAAACACCGUCACCGUUGGUGAUGCAAACACCUCCCCAUUCACUAUUCUAUCAAGGUGGCUCAUCGUCCCAACUCCGACAACCAGAUGUCCUACCGGAAGAACCAAAAUCCCCGCCGGAGGAACCACAACCGCCGCCAGAAGCUGGACAAAGGAGGAAUCCAGCACGUAACCGUCGAUAGCCGCCAUGUGGCAUUGAAUCUGGCGGGCACAGACAUUGAUUUUUGUAUUUAAAUUAUUUGUACAAAUAUUUUGAAUAUUUUGAUAUUAUUUAAUGUAAUAAAAUAGAAUUUUUUUUAUCGUUA
Gossypium raimondii (Peruvian cotton) is the source of this 2014-nucleotide messenger RNA. RefSeq names its product proline-rich receptor-like protein kinase PERK10. The coding region runs from base 1013 to 1891 and encodes 292 amino acids. The transcript is spliced from 4 exons. The record is from RefSeq and is a predicted model, not a curated record. Lineage: Eukaryota; Viridiplantae; Streptophyta; Magnoliopsida; Malvales; Malvaceae.